CCAAAAACACGAUUAUAUAAACAGCAUUUUAGAAAUAAAAAAAAUCCUGCAUUUCCUUUUAUAUUAACCAUGCGGUUCAUAACUGUGAAGAUUCUAAACUAAUCUUACUUAUAAAACAUACUUAAAUUAUACUACGAACUAAAACUAUACAAUUUAAUAUUUGGGAAAGUACAUGGGCUGCAUCUACAAAAUAAAUAUAAAGAAGAACAUAAGAGAAUGAUCGAUUUAAGAUCCGAGUUUCAUUUUACAAUAAUCUGAAAGAAGUCUAUUCAUAAUUUUUAUACAAGCUGUAAAAGUUUCCCAUCUUUUUCUGUUUUUUUUUUGUUUCAUAAAAAUAGCAUUUUUGUGUGUUUUAAUGUAACUUUACUACUUCUGUAUCUACAUAUAUAAAUUUAUUAAAUGUAUAUUAUAUAUUAAAGUAUGAUUAUUUUUAUUAUUAAAAUAUGUGAAAACUCAAAACUAACUUCUUCGUGAAACAUUGAGAAACAUAUGCACUAUAAGAAUUCACUUGCGAAUACUCAAGACUUGUCUUGGAACAUGUCAAUCUCUAUAUUGACUUGUGCAUUUACUAUCUAAAUCAUAAGAAUCAUAGUUAAUAGAAAAAAUAUUUGAUUUCGUUAUAUGUGUGUUUAAUGACUAAAUUGUUUCUAAAUGAUGUUUUUCUCUUUUAAAGAAGUCACCACCUAAAAAAGCCAAUAUAGUUAGCCUGUUUAAACUGUUAAUUUCAACACAAUUCUACUCACAAGCUUAUUACAAAAACUAAUUAUCAUGUUAUCUCUCCUAAAAAAAUAAUUGUUUUGGCUUAAUAAAAAGUGGUUUAGCGUCUAAACAUAUAGAAAACCAAAAUACCAUCAAGACUCUAGAAAUUGGAAGAUUGCAUGCCCAUGGUUUCAAGAGGGAGAGAGAGAGAGAUAGAUAGAUAGAGAGAGAUAGCUAUUUGUCUUAGACGGGAUAUUAUUUGAAAACAAUAGUAUUGAAGCAUAACAAAAACGGUAAGACUAUAAACUCGUCUGAUCAGUUUUGUCAUGACUUAAAAACCCAACUAGUUAUUUGUUUUUAAUGUUGUUUGUCUCAUCGGUUUCAGCUUUGUUUUACUUUUGAAAACAGGUAACUGAAUUUAGUAUAAAAGUCCAAAGAUGUUUCUUAACCUUCUUUCCAUUCAAUAUAAAUUGUCAAAGGAUUGUACUAUCUGCUCAUCAAUCAAAACACAGACUCGAUAAAGACUCAUAUAUUUGGAAAAAUCUUUCUUCUUCUUUUUUCCUCGUCUCAUAAUGUCUAUUAAAUAUGUUUUUUUCUUUAUGGUGUUUGUCUGUGUUGUAGUCUCUGCCAAUGCUCAACUACCCCAGUUUCCCAUCCCAUUUCCUUUUCCACUCCCAUUCCAACCAAGUCCCGGUAUUCCCGGAUUACCUGAUGUAGCAAAAUGUUGGUCUUCAGUGAUGGAUAUUCCAGGAUGCAUUAUAGAGAUUUACACAUCCAUACUCACAGGACAAUUCGGACAUGUAGGUCCUUCUUGUUGCAAAGCAUUUUUGGAAGCCGAAGCCAAUUGCUUACCGAAACUUCCAUUCAACCCACUUUUUCCACUCAAAGAACAAUGUUCAAGAAUUGCUAAAGCAGCUCCUCCUACCACAAAAUAGAGUUUUACAUUAAUAGAAGUAAUAGCUAUGUCGUUUUUAUUUUUCAAGGGAUUUUAACAUUUUAGCUAAAUUCUACGACGUUAUCCUCCAAAAAUACGAUUAUAUAAACAACAUUUUAGAAAUAAAAAAAAUCCUGCAUUUCCUUUUAUAUUAACCAUGCGGUUCAUGACUGUGAAGAUUCUAAACUAAUCUUACUUAUAAAACAUACUUAAAUUAUACUACGAACUAAAACUAUACAAUUUAAUAUUUGGGAAAGUACAGGGGCUGCAUCUACAAAAUAAAUA
Messenger RNA from Brassica rapa (field mustard), 1918 nucleotides. RefSeq lists its product as uncharacterized. Gene Ontology annotation, biological process: regulation of protein localization to cell surface; regulation of double fertilization forming a zygote and endosperm; double fertilization forming a zygote and endosperm. Lineage: Eukaryota; Viridiplantae; Streptophyta; Magnoliopsida; Brassicales; Brassicaceae. Gene Ontology annotation, cellular component: vesicle; extracellular region. The record is from RefSeq and is a predicted model, not a curated record.